AUGUUUCGAGCUCGCUCUCUGGUACGUGGCCUGGUUGUUGCUGUUUGUCUAUUGUUGGCGGCCACGUUUUCCGUGUCGCUUGUAGCUGCGUUGUCGCCUGUGAGUACGGUUAGCUGGACCUGGAUAGGUGGAGAGACGGGUAGAGAUAAUCCUGGUAAUUAUGGAACGCUGAACCAGACUUCAGCAGAUAGUGUUCCAGGUGGCCGUUACGAUUCUGCAGCCUGGGUCGGAAGUUCGAGCUUGGUAUACUUGUUUGGCGGGGUUGGGGGUGGAAACCCAUAUCUGAGCUACUUUAAUGAUCUAUGGACCUUCAACUUGACCUCACAUGAAUGGACGUGGAUAGGAGGUUCCUCAGAAGCCGACCAACCAGGAGUGUACGGCACAGUCGGCACAGGCAGCCCAGCCAAUACACCUGGCAGUCGUUAUCGAAGCGCGUACUGGCAGAUGGACGAGCAGCAUUUCUGGUUGUUUGGUGGCCUCGGUUAUGAUCGGAAUGCAAACUUUGGCCCCAUGAACGACAUGUGGAUGUACGAUACAGAAAGCAGAGUCUGGACUUGGGUCAGCGGGAAUGAUACGGUAAAUGCCGGCACGAUAUAUGGAGCGGAGGGCGUCUUUGGUCCUUCCUACAAUCCUGGGUCCCGAGGCAGUGCAUCAUUCUGGUUGGGUGCUGACGGUACUUUUUGGUUGUUUGGUGGUGAAAAUAAUCUUGGGGAUUCUGUCUCCGAUCUGUGGUCAUUUAAUCCCACUACACUGCAAUGGGCAUACAGAGGCGGAUCACAACUUGCUAACCAGCCUGGCAACUAUAGCGCACCUGGCGUGGCGAACAAUUCGAGUGCACCAGGUGCGCGCAUCGUCGCGAAUACCUGGACAGAUUUUGAAGGAAAUCUCUGGAUGUUCGGUGGUCUUGGCUACGGCGACAGCACAGCACCAGGACAAGGGAAGUUGAAUGAUCUCUGGGUCUACAACAUAAGUCAAUCUGUAUGGAUUUUUAUCGCAGGGAAUACCACUAUUAACAAUCCAGGAUCUUAUGGAAGUCUCGGUGCUUUCGCCCCAACCAGUUACCCUGGUGCAAGAGACUCAGGCGUGAGUUUCGUGGAUUCUUUGGGUAAUCUGCUACUUUUUGGUGGUGAAGGAUAUGGGAAUACUCGUGAGAGCCCCGGUGAUUUGAACGAUUUGUGGGUAUUUGAUAUGACACUGGGUCAGUGGGCGUGGAUCAAUGGCAGCCAAAAUGGAUUUGCACUUUCCGUAUAUGGAUUUUUGAAUAAGACCAGCCCUAGUGUUUCGCCUGGCGGUCGAACUGGGUCAGUUUUCUGGAACACAAGUGGGACUGAUCCGGUCAUGUUUGGCGGAUUUGGAUACUCAAACACUAGCAUUCCUGGCUAUCUCAAUGAUGUUUUCGCACUGAGUGAAACGUUCUUUACGCCUACCCCUACGCCUACGCCAACAUCAACGCCAACUCUGACACCAACGAUUACGCCAACUGCUACUGCGACCCCGACACCCACGCUGACACCUACACCGACACCGACACCGACUGCGACACCGACACCGACACCGACACCGACUGCGACACCGACUGCGACACCGACUGCGACACUGACACCGACACCUACACUGACACCGACACCGACACCUACACCUACACCUACACCGACACCGACUGCGACGAUGACUCCGACAAUUACAUCAUCGCCAACGAUUACUGUAACAGAGUCUCCAACGACAGUGACGAUGACGCCGACGAUGACUCCAACUGCAACAACGUCACCAACAAUCGUGCCGACGACGAUUUCCACCUCGAUUGCGAUAUCCGUUCAGAAUCUUUCUCUUUGUUUGGCCGUGGCGACGGAUUUGCAGAACGAUCUCGAGGCUCGCUUCACGGGCCAGGUAGUGAAUGUCAGCGUGACUGAUAACUGCGACACGGUCUUCGGUUCGGGCACAUCAAGGCGCCUCGCCACCACAUUAGACAAGAGCAAUCUUCGUCUGGAACGAGCAUUGGUGCGCACUUCGGGCGGCAGUGUUGUGACCUAUGUGAUUAAGAUCUCAGGAGACACAUCCCUCGCCAGUGAACUGCAAAGUGUGCUUCAAACUUUCACCGACCAGCUUUCUACAAUUCUACCCUCUGGUGCGACACUUGCUAUUAUAACCCCGACACCGAGUGCAACGCCAACACCAGUUUGCACGAGUGAAAUCUGCGGUUCUCCGGGCCAGUACACAAACCAGGACGCUUGCGAGCAAGUCGGGUGCUGCUUUAACUCCCAGACGAACGCGUGCACCCUGAAGAGCGUCUCAGCGGCGUGCAGCGCUGUUCCAGUGACGCAGCGCGUCCCCUGCGGCUGGAGCUACAUCUAUCCCGACGAGUGCACUGCGAUACCGGGAUGCUGCUGGCAGCCAACGGCAAACGGCAUCCUGGCACCCUGGUGCUACUACGACAUCAACCAUGCACCGCAGGCCUCUGUAGCGCUGCAGGAGGUGCAGGCACCAGUACCCGUCUGCCCGUCACCGGGAGCGCAGCGCCAGCCGUGCGGCAACGCGGGUAUCAACCAGUUUACGUGCUAUGCCCAGGGCUGCUGCUACGACUCGCAGGCGCAGAACCAGUGGGUGCAGAACGGCAAGCAGCAGAGCGACUUUGAGUCGAACCCGUACUGCUUCCAGCCCGAGAAGACGUGCGCGGUGGGCGAGUUUGAGCGCCAGCCGUGCACGAACGCGGUGAAUCAGAACCAGCAGCUGAACAAUAACAUCAACAACAACCAGUUUGUGCGUCUGCUGAACACGCUCCUGUACGGAGAGCAGCACGGGACGCAGCGCACGAGCUACUCGCCACAGCAGUGUCUGGAGGCUGGUUGCUGCCUGGGGCUCAGCAACGAGUGCUUCCAGCCGAUGACCGAGUACGUGUGCCAGACCUACGGGUAUGUGUCGAACUCGCUGAGCGGCACCACUAGCAACGUAUCGAACUCGAGCUAUAUUGCUUGCGGCCCCGAGUGCUGCAACGCCGAGACGCAGAACUGCACGUACAACCCGUUCAGCAACAACAACAACCAGCAGCAGCAGCAGCAACUGCAGCAACAGCAGCAACAACAGGUGCUGCUGCCGUCAUUCUGUGUGUGCAAGGACCCUACGAAGCAGUGCGGGACGUACCUGAUCCCUUCGGAUAACCUUGUGAGCAAGGUGCGUUGCUGCCGCGCUGACGAGGAGUGCAUCAACAACCAGUGUGUGGUGAUUAGUUCAACACCGACUCCGAGUCCCGUGGCUGUGACAGCGGCACCCUCUGCGACGGUGUCUGCAACAGUCUCUGCGACAGCUUCUGCGACGGUGUCUGCGAGUGCAUCAACGAGUGCAUCAGCGAGUGCUUCAGUUUCAGCUUCUGUGUCGACGUCUGCGAGCGCCUCGGAAUCAGCGACAUCUUCAGCUCCACCGACUGCGUGA
This is a messenger RNA of Cyanidioschyzon merolae strain 10D, 3426 nucleotides long. RefSeq names its product similar to cell surface glycoprotein. Lineage: Eukaryota; Rhodophyta; Bangiophyceae; Cyanidiales; Cyanidiaceae. Gene Ontology annotation, molecular function: protein binding. The record is from RefSeq and is a predicted model, not a curated record. The transcript has a single exon. The coding region runs from base 1 to 3426 and encodes 1141 amino acids.